Messenger RNA from Acanthocheilonema viteae, 306 nucleotides. Lineage: Eukaryota; Metazoa; Nematoda; Chromadorea; Rhabditida; Onchocercidae. The record is from the annotation of a GenBank genome assembly.
AUGAUUCUCGCUUCGGGUGCGAGAGGUCCCGGUUUCGAUCACCGGCUCAGCCCACCUCGUUUGCUGGUUUUGAAAACGCAGAUUUUACUUGAGCAGUUCUUGUCAACAUCGAUACAUGAUGGCUUCUCACUUUGUCGUCAUUCAUUCUUUCCCGCUUGUUCUCGUCAUUUGCGAUCUCGUUUGAUUCUCAAUAAAAUAAUGGCACAACAUUAUGGCUAUGCUGGGCAACCACCCUAUCAGCAGCCAGGUUAUCAGAAUCAGAAUGGAGGAAAUCCAUAUCAGCAAGGUCCACCAUAUCAGCAUGGU